AUGGUGAAAAGAGGAGGCACUAAACGAAAGAUCAAGAUGGAAAAGAUCAAGAAGAGAGAGUAUCUCGCGACUACUUUCACCAAACGUUGUUUCGGACUUCACAGCAAAGCCGCGCAGCUCUGUCUACUCUCCGGCGCACAGAUAGCUAUCUUGGCAACUCCUCCUACUUCGCAAUCCAACGUUUCUUUCUUUUCCUUUGGUCACUCUUCCGUGGAUGCUGUAGUGUCUGCUUAUCUCACGGGACAACGUCUUGCUCCUGUUCGGGAAGAGACGAGGGAGGAGGAUAUUGGUAUUUUGAUGGCUCGUAAGGAGCUAGGGUUAGAGUUGUGGUGGGAGAAAGAGAGUCUUUCCAAGUCCAAGAAUCCUCAAGAAUUGAUGGACGCGAUGAAGUCCAUGGAGAGGAUUUUGAGUAAACUGCGUUCUGGAGACUUUGUUAGUAAUUAUAAUCAAAGAGAGGGAGACCUAAGGAAGAGUGGUGUCGUUUUACACAAGGAAACUCAAGAACCGGAUGAAACCCUAGAUGUUCAAGCAAGUUGUUGCAUCCCUGAAUUUGCUGUAGGUUUUGACAAGAGCAGAGAAGAGCAAGAUCAGAUCCUGGCGAUUUGUGAUAGUUUUUGUGCAACGGAGGAAGACAACAACAACAUGAGCGUUUUAGGUGGAAGUUUGGAUAGGUCUGAUCAAGUACUCAUGAGUAUUGAUGAACUUAUAGAUUUCGAGACGAGUUAUGAAAGUUCAUCAUCAGCAUUAGAUUAUGGUGUUUUGGAUAGUACUCAAGACUACGGGGAGUCUUUUGAUCAACUUUGA
This is a messenger RNA of Eruca vesicaria subsp. sativa (arugula), 804 nucleotides long. Lineage: Eukaryota; Viridiplantae; Streptophyta; Magnoliopsida; Brassicales; Brassicaceae. The record is from the annotation of a GenBank genome assembly.